Messenger RNA from Ambispora gerdemannii, 1086 nucleotides. The record is from the annotation of a GenBank genome assembly. Lineage: Eukaryota; Fungi; Glomeromycota; Glomeromycetes; Archaeosporales; Ambisporaceae.
AUGAUUUUCAGAAAAUCUAUAACAGCAGCCGUAUUGGCAAGUUCUUUGUUUUUAUUUGCGCCAGUAAAUGUAAAAGCAGCACCAAAUGUCACAAUCGCCCAACUAGCAAAUGAAACCUCUACUCUAACUCUAUCAACACUAUUCAAACUCGUGACAAGUCCUGGUCAAGAAGCAAUUGCUAAGGCGUUAAGUGACCCUGCAUCCAACUUGACCGUGUUUGCGCCAACUGACGACGCUUUUGCUGGUGUCAAUGCAUCUAAUGCGAAAUUAGUUAAUGCAAUUCUAAACUAUCAUAUCGUACAAGGAAACUACUCUGUCGAAUCUUUAAAGAGUGGCGUUAAUCUCGUGCAAACUUUUCUCAAUGAGACGUUGGCUAAUCUCCCACAAGGACAAUAUCAAGUUGUCCAAGUCAACAAGACUGGAGAUGCUGUUAAAGUUAAUGAUGCCACUGUUGUUAAACCAAGUCUAUUUGCUAUUAAUGGUGUUGUUCAUGUCAUCGAUAAAGUUCUAAUUCCACCGGAAAAAUCAACCAAAGUCGCAAAACGAGCAGGUCUAACUCAAUUUGUUGCUGCUCUUGUAAAGACCAAACUUGAUGUUGUUGUUGAUACAAUUAAAGGUGUCACGAUUUUUGCUCCAGUUGAUGAUGCAUUCCUCAAAUCCAACGCUAGCAUCCUCAACGAAACUACACUUGCUGCAAUACUCAAACUUCAUGUUGUUAGUGACAUCGUCGGUUACUCUGCCGGUCUCAAAGAUGGUCAAAAUUUCUCUACCGUUGCAGAAAACGCAACGGUCACUAUCAAAAUUUCCAAUGGAACAGUUUCCGUCAACGGAGCCAAAGUUCUUAUUCCCGAUGUUCUCGUAGAAAAUGGUGUGAUCCACGUUAUCGACAGUGUAAUUACCACUAGCAGCAAUGCCACAAAUACCACUAAGCCAGUCGGAAGUAGCACCACCAACUCGACGACUUCUGACAAUAAAAGCAAUACUACAGGUACCAAUAACUCCUCGGCAUCAAGUGUUACUUCAGUGUUUUCUGUUGGAUUUAUCGCUACCUUGUUUGCUGUCUCUGUUAGUCUCGUGGCUUUUUGA